AAAAGAUUACCUGAGAUCGCGUUACCAGGUUUUCCUUAAGGAAGUUAUAGGUGAUAUGAAGUAACACAAUAUGAACCCAUUGAGUUGUGUAAUUGUGACAACUUUGUAUUGUUUGGGAAUAAUUUGCGAAGGUCAGGGAUUUUUUGUAUCACAAGAUGAAACGAAAUGGAACGAGUCUAGAUGCACCUUGGCAGAACCAAUGGUAAUCUGCAGCGAUGAUGACUCAAGCGUUGUUAAAAAUGGUUUGGAAGUUCUUAAAAAUGCGAAAGAAAAAGACAAUGGAUUUUGGAUUGGAUAUGCCAAGACAUGGAUUAGUAAUGCUUAUGUUGGAUGUGAGGAAUUGGAUGGUGGGGCUGAAUAUUCUGUUCCAACUCUGGGCGAAUGUAGACGUACAACAGGAUGCAAAACAUUCGGUAUACAAAAAUUAACAACGGGCUUGCGAUGUAAAUGUUCCAGUGAAAACGCCUUACGGACUCAAACAUGUGGAGAAACAUGUAAAGAGGGUGAUAAAUAUCCAUGUGGUGACACAGCCGACACCAAUAUAUUCUCAGUUUACACUGUCGAAAAUGUUCCUCCUAGCGAACAUUCACAAAACAAUACAAGAAACUGCCUACUGUUCUACUAUAAGUACGAAAAUGGAAAUGAUUAUUAUUGGGAGUCAUGUAAUUUAAAACUCACCCCAAGAUUAUUAUGCAGCAACAAAUAUUUUUCAGAUAAUGGCACCUAUCCACCUUUGACGAGUGCAUAUGUGGAGCUGAUAAACCAGACUUUCUACGUCAAUUUUGCUAACAAAAAUGAUAUGAGAAAAAGCUUGUGCACAGGAGAUGGUACAUCGACAGGACCCCCGACAACGUCACAAGAGACUCAACCAACCUCAUCGGAAUUAAACACGGCACCAGCCAAAAGUACAACAGCGACUUAUACCACAUAUACCACUACAGGUCCUACUUCGCACAUGACGCCAACCAAUAAUGUCAUAACAACAGAUACACAUUCGACGGAAGCACCAGUAUUGAAUGCAUCUACAAUGCCAAUAUCGCAUCCGGUACCUGAAGGAACAGCAGCGUCCAUAGACAAGGACGAAGAGGGAUCAACGGCAGGUGCUGCUGCUGGUGUGUCCGUUUCUCUGGUACUGCUUAUCAUUGUGACGAUCAUUGUACUGAUUUUCAUGAAAAGAAGGGGACUUCUAACAAAGUGCAACAAACAAAAUGAUGAAAAAAGCAACCAUACCGAAGACACAGCCACCGAAAUAGCAUGCAUAUCAACACCGAUAUUUGAAUCUACUACAAACACAAUGGAUGACUUAACAGUCACAAAUCAUUCUUAUUUUGUGCUUGAAAAAACGUUUGAUGAAGAAACCAAAGAGGAUACCGAUCACUAUGCAGAGCCAGAUACGACCGAUGUUGACCAUUAUGAUUUGACCGAUGAGUCACAAAAAGAUACUGAUAUCGAUUACGACACAGCCGAUGACAAAAACAGCUCAGCCAAGUCUGAAUUGUCUAAGCCAAAUAAUAGUUAUAACAAAGUCACAUUACAUCAAACUAAUGAGUACGAUCAUAUUAAUGGAAGACCGCCAAAGUCGGACAGACAAACUGAAAAUGAAUACGAUAUUUCGAAUAACCUGAUGGACUGCAAAUGCAAUAAUAAUUUCGGAGAUGACAGUGAUACAUAUAACCAUUUGAACAAACAUGAAUCGAAGAGCUCUGGCACCGAUAACGUUUAUGGAAAGUCAGAAACAGAUGGCGAUAGUGGAUAUUAUACUUCCAGUGCUCUAACCCUUCACAGGAACAUGGAUGAAAAUGAUCAGCAAACUGAUUAUGAUGUGAUAAAAAAGAAAUGGUAGACUUAUGUGCCAGUAAAAGGACAUUUAGGUACAUGAUUUGAUUUUUUAAAGUAAUCAAAUUCCAUGAAAUUUGAAAGGUGCAUAGAGAGUUUGUCAACUAAACCAUGACACAUGUAACCGAUUAAUCCUAUUCUUGUAAAUUUGCCCUAUCUGUCAGUUUUGUUUGCAAAAACACUCAACAAAACAUGCUCAUCAAUCAGUUAAGAAAAACAUGAUCGUUAUGCAUAUUUCAUUUCAAGGAGAAAGUAUUUUUAUCACCUCAAUGGCAGCUUCGGGUCGUUUAUUUUUGCGCACUUUUUGCCAGCGUUAUGUAAAUCUACGAUAUUACUGUUCGCCUGAAGUGAAACAUGUUCUAAAAGAGAACAUAUGGAAACACAUUAAUGCACUAGGGAAAUUCAAGCAACUCAAAUCUAGACGUAAAAAAAUAUAUAUUGUGUCUCUUGUACAAAAUGCAUUAUUGUAUGACUACAUCCUAUCUUUCUUGUUAAAUGACUUCAUCAGUUUCAGUAUAUUUGUCCAAUAGUCUCAGAAAAACCUCUUCGCGGUUACAGAACUUGAAUUGCAAAUCGCAACACGUCUCGCAAUCGUUUUUACCAUCAACAAUCUCUUUGUGAAAUGCGCUUCCAUCAUCCAUUAGAAAAGCUACAUCACUGCAAUCAUUACUCUUUUUGUUUAAUAACAAUGCUUAGUAUCACCAAGGGUCUAGCGUCAACAACGUUCACCAUGUUCACCUUUGAAUGCAAUGUUAAUGAACAUCUCCUCCUAAGACUAUCGUAGAAAGUCCCCUGUGUACAUUUGGAGCAAUAGAAGACACCUAACACUUUUUUACAUGACCAUUAUAUACUAACCACAGAAAGGUCGUGUUUGAAAAUAUCAGUACCCUUAACCCUAUUACUAUACAACUUAUAUUGUUUUUAGACACAUCUUGCACCUCAAUUAUCAACAAGCAUAUCGUCUACCAAGUAUAAACAUUCACUCCUAACACCAAACGUUAUACAAACUAAUUACAACAUCGAAUAUACUCAUCGUCUCUGACUUGCCGAAGCUACUUCUCUUUCCCUUCCAUCUCUCUUUCCGUCCUAUUCUUUCACUCCUGUUCUAUCUUCCGUACUACACAAUGUCAAACUUUUGUUUAUUUUUAUGCAUUUAGAAAUACAUGUAAUUUAAAUCAUUUUUGCAUUUUGAUUACGCCAUCUUCUGAAACAAUUAUCAAUGCCCGUUUAUUCUUAUUAAGUGUGAAUUAUGAAUCAAAUAUGACAACAUGUUAACACCACAUGGCAUUUGUUCUAAUGUUAUACAGAAGAGAGACUUAUAAUAUGCUUACUUCUCAAUCCUGUAAAUAAAUAGUUAAAUCUAUAGUGCUAGUAGAACUAAUUCUUGAUAUCUUAAACUUACAAAUAUUGACUAAUAUAAUUACUUACAAAUAUUGACUACCAUAACUACCAUAACUACUUUGUGAUUAUUUGUCUACUUGUUAUUAUCUGUGUUUUUGAACUUGAACUCAAAAUAAAUACUGGUUAAACCAAUUAACCAUCA
Messenger RNA from Mya arenaria, 3379 nucleotides. RefSeq lists its product as uncharacterized. The transcript is spliced from 10 exons. The record is from RefSeq and is a predicted model, not a curated record. NCBI's taxonomy places the organism in Eukaryota, Metazoa, Mollusca, Bivalvia, Myida, Myidae. Bases 71 to 1843 code for a protein of 590 amino acids.